GGCCGACACCAUGCCUCUGCCGCCCUCAGCACAAGAAAUACUCGACAUAUUCUUCGCGGUCUUCGGGGUGCCCGGCCCCUUGGCGCAGUUGUGCAAGCUUUACUGGUUCGGCAAGGCACACUGGGCACGGAUUUUUCGGGGAUUACAGAUCAUGAGGUUCGGCCUUCAACAUGUCUUGUACGCGCUGGGGUUCGUCUUCGUCUUGGCUGGUUUGUUAUUCCUCCCUCGUCUACGCCAACCCAUCAGCGCAGCCAUCCAAUCGAACCCAACCCCGUACAGUCAGUCUGCUUGAACUGACGGCCUCAUCGACUCGCGGCCAAAUCGCCGACACAUACAGCAGCUUCAUGAGUCCAGCUCAGGACCAUGAACAACAUGGUGCAGCUCGCGGCAUUUGACAGCCGGCCACCCACGAGAAUGAUUUCGAGAACUCGAUGGAUCCCUUGCAGCGGUGCGUCUACCACCGGGAUAACGGGAUUCCAAGGAUUGGCUCUGAAGCUACUCAUUCGCAAUCUCAAGCGCUCGGGUGAUUCCCUUGGCAAGAUGGACGCGGCACUGCACAGGUUGAAGGGGAGGUUCCGUAUUACUAUGGGGUGGUCGACUCCAACAACGUCACGAAAUGCGGGUCGCUCGACUACGGAGGAAGCUGUCUGGGCACAGGUCCGGCUGGUGAGAGUCAUGUCGGGCACAGGCCGGAGCUGCUCGUACUGGUUUACGAACGAACUCCAGUGGAGCCUUUCCGCCUUGCUCUCUCCGUGGGUGAACUGGUUCAGGACGCAGACACAGCAUCUCUCGCGUUCAGCCUUAGACUGCUUCGCAGCCGUAAACCGGCAAGUUGUCUCCGUUCCAAUCACGGCCAGCCCCAAGGCCGCGCUCUGGGUGUCCUUCUUCAGUACCAUCUUUCUUAUCUUGGUCUGGGUGUCCAGUUGUUGAGAGGUUCCAGGCCUAAGAGUUCUGUCAACCCUCACUCGUUGGCCGUUUUUGGCACUCUGACACCCAGCCA
Messenger RNA from Parathielavia appendiculata, 1000 nucleotides. RefSeq lists its product as uncharacterized. Bases 364 to 930 code for a protein of 188 amino acids. NCBI's taxonomy places the organism in Eukaryota, Fungi, Ascomycota, Sordariomycetes, Sordariales, Chaetomiaceae. The record is from RefSeq and is a predicted model, not a curated record. The transcript has 2 exons.